AUGACAGAGAACCUGACAGAGAACCUGACAGAGAACCUGACAGAGAACCUGACAGAGAACCUGACAGAGAACCUGACAGAGGACCUGACAGAGGACCUGACAGAGAACCUGACAGAGAACCUGACAGAGAACCUGACAGAGAACCUGACAGAGGACCAGAGGAGGGCGGCAUGUACCUUCAUGCUGUUGGUACCUUCACCAUGUUGGUACCUUCAUGGUGUUGGUACCUUCAUGGUGUCGGUACCUUCAUGCUGUUGGUACCUUCAUGCUGUUAGUACCUUCAUGCUGUUGGUACCUUCGUGGUGUUGGUACCUUCAUGCUGUUGGUACCUUCAUGCUGUUGGUACCUUCGUGGUGUCUAUACUUUCAUGGUGUUUGUACCUUCAUGGUGUUAGUACCUUCAUGGUGUUGGUACCUUCAUGGUGUUGGUACCUUCGUGGUGUCUAUACUUUCAUGGUGUUUGUACCUUCAUGGUGUUAGUACCUUCAUGGUGUUGGUACCUUCAUGGUGUUGGUACCUUCAUGGUGUUAGUACCUUCAUGGUGUCGGUAACUUUGUCGUGUCGGUACCUUCAUGGUGUCGGUACCUUCAUGGUGUCUGUACCUUCAUGGUGUCGGUACCUUCAUCUGUCAGUACCUUCAUGGUGUUGGUACCUUCAUGGUGUUGGUACCUUCAUGGUGUCGGUACCUUCAUGGUGUUGGUACCUUCAUGGUGUUGGUACCUUCAUGGUGUUGGUACCUUCAUGUGUCGGUACCUUCAUGGUGUUGGUACCUUCAUGGUGUCGGUACCUUCAUGGUGUUGGUACCUUCAUGUGUCGGUACCUUCAUCUGUCAGUACCUUCAUGGUGUCGGUACCUUCAUGGUGUUGGUACCUUCAUGGUGUUGGUACCUUCAGGGUGUCGGUACCUUCAGGGUGUCGGUACCUUCAUGGUGUUGGUACCUUCAUGGUGUUGGUACCUUCAUGUGUCGGUACCUUCAUGGUGUUGGUACCUUCAUGGUGUUGGUACCUUCAUGGUGUUGGUACCUUCAUGGUGUUGGUACCUUCAGGGUGUCGGUACCUUCAUGGUGUUGGUACCUUCAUGGUGUUGGUACCUUCAUGGUGUCGGUACCUUCAUGGUGUUGGUACCUUCAUGGUGUUGGUACCUUCACCAUGUUGGUACCUUCAUGGUGUUGGUACCUUCAUGGUGUUGGUACCUUCAUGGUGUUGGUACCUUCAUGGUGUCGUUACCUUCUCUGCUCUCACAGUUGGACGAGACUUUGGACCUGGACCAGCGGCGCCUGAUUCGCUCGGCGCUGAGGGAGGUGCGGAGGAGGGAGAUCCAGGACAUGGAGGCCGCGCUCCUCAGCAAGAGACACCGGCCCAGCAGGAGGUGCACCCAGGAGGACAAGGAGGACAAGGAGAACCAGCACACGCCUUGCAGCAGUGACGCUCUGCACCUCCUCGCUCAGAAAGUGCAGGAGAUCAGGGACUUGGAGGAGCUCUCCACGAUGGAUGUUCCAGAGGAGGAUCUAAAGGAGACUGUAGAGGAGGCUCUAGAGGAGGCUCUAGAGGAGGCUCUAGAGGAGGAUCUAAAGGAGGCUGUAGAGGAGGUUCUAGAGGAGGCUCUAAAGGAGACUGUAGAGGAGGUUCUAGAGGAGGAUCUAAAGGAGGCUGUAGAGGAAGCUAUAGAGGAGGUUCUAGAGGAGGCUCUAGAGGAGGAUCUAAAGGAGGCUCUAAAGGAGACUGUAGAGGAGGUUCUAGAGGAGGCUGUAGAGGAGGCUGUAGAGGAGCUGCGCUCUGCUCCAGAAUAUGAGGAGAGGAGAAUCAUCAGAGCAGCCAUCAGGAGCAUCAGGGAGCAUCAGGAGGAGCAGCAGGAGGAAAAGCGGUCUGGCAUCAGGAGCAUCAGGGAGCAGCAGAAGGAGGAGCAGGAGGAGAAGGGGCCUGGCAUCAGGGAGCAGCAGCAGGAGCAGCAGGAGGAGAAGGGGCCUGGCAUCAGGAGCAUCAGGGAGGAGCACAGUCACGGAGCUGUAGUCAGGAGCUGUGGUCAGGAGCUGUGGUCAGGAGCUGUAGUCAGGAGCUGUGGUCAGGAGCUGUCGUCAGGAGCUGUCGUCAGGAGCUGUAGUCAGGAGCUGUGGUCAGGAGCUGUGGUCAGGAGCUGUGGUCAGGAGCUGUGGUCAGGAGCUGUGGUCAGGAGCUGUAGUCAGGAGCUGUGGUCAGGAGCUGUGGUCAGGAGCUGUGGUCAGGAGCUGUGGAGCUGUGGUCAGGAGCUGUGGUCAGGAGCUGUAGUCAGGAGCUGUAGUCAGGAGCUGUGGUCAGGAGCUGUAGUCAGGAGCUGUAGUCAGGAGCUGUGGUCAGGAGCUGUGGUCAGGAGCUGUAGUCAGGAGCUGUGGUCAGGAGCUGUAGUCAGGAGCUGUGGUCAGAGCUGUGGUCAGGCGCUGUGGUCAGGAGCUGUAGUCAGGAGCUGUAGUCAGGAGCUGUGGUCAGGAGCUGUAGUCAGGAGCUGUAGUCAGGAGCUGUGGUCAGGAGCUGUGGUCAGGAGCUGUGGAGCUGUAGUCAGGAGCUGUAGUCAGGAGCUGUGGUCAGGAGCUGUAGUCAGGAGCAGUAGUCAGGAGCUGUGGUCAGGAGCUGUAGUCAGGAGCUGUGGUCAGGAGCUGUGGUCAGGAGCUGUGGUCAGGAGCUGUGGUCAGGAGCUGUGGUCAGGAGCUGUGGUCAGGAGCUGUAGUCAGGAGCUGUGGAGCUGUGGUCAGGAGCUGUGGUCAGGAGCUGUGGUCAGGAGCUGUAGUCAGGAGCUGUGGUCAGGAGCUGUGGUCAGGAGCUGUGGUCAGGAGCUGUGGUCAGGAGCUGUGGUCAGGAGCUGUAGUCAGGAGCUGUGGAGCUGUGGUCAGGAGCUGUGGUCAGGAGCUGUAGUCAGGAGCUGUGGUCAGGAGCUGUGGUCAGGAGCUGUGGUCAGGAGCUGUAGUCAGGAGCUGUGGUCAGGAGCUGUGGUCAGGAGCUGUGGUCAGGAGCUGUGGUCAGGAGCUGUAGUCAGGAGCUGUGGAGCUGUGGUCAGGAGCUGUGGUCAGGAGCUGUGGUCAGGAGCUGUGGUCAGGAGCUGUGGUCAGGAGCUGUGGUCAGGAGCUGUGGUCAGGAGCUGUGGUCAGGAGCUGUAG
Knipowitschia caucasica is the source of this 3126-nucleotide messenger RNA. The record is from the annotation of a GenBank genome assembly. NCBI's taxonomy places the organism in Eukaryota, Metazoa, Chordata, Actinopteri, Gobiiformes, Gobiidae.